This is a messenger RNA of Wickerhamiella sorbophila, 576 nucleotides long. RefSeq lists its product as hypothetical. Gene Ontology annotation, biological process: iron-sulfur cluster assembly. NCBI's taxonomy places the organism in Eukaryota, Fungi, Ascomycota, Dipodascomycetes, Dipodascales, Trichomonascaceae. The record is from RefSeq and is a predicted model, not a curated record. Bases 1 to 576 code for a protein of 191 amino acids. The transcript has a single exon.
AUGGCUGAACCGAUUAAUUCGAACCCGACUGUAUUGGAAGAGUGGCAGCUGCCGACGCGCGCAGAAACCAAAAACGACUGCGUGGAGCUCGAGCUAGGGGAGCUCGCAAGGUUCUCGCUGUUCUCGCCGCCACCUAUUGCUGAGCCAGAGGCGGACGCCCCGGAGCUGACGGACGACGAGAUCGAGCCUAUUGACGCCCAGGAGAUCUUCGACCUGAUCGCGAGCAUUUCGGAUCCCGAGCACCCGCUUACCCUCGGCCAGCUGGCGGUGGUACAGCUUGAUCGCAUCUAUGUGACCGAUACCGGCAGUCCGGACGAGAUCGCAAAAGUGCAUGUGGAAAUCACCCCUACUAUCACGCAUUGCUCGCUGGCCACCCUCAUUGGUUUGGGCAUUCGCGUCCGUCUCGAACGCAGUCUUCCCCCCCGCUACCGCAUCAAAAUCACCGUCACGCCCGGGUCGCACCAGAGCGAAGAGCAGGUCAACAAACAGCUGAACGACAAAGAACGGGUUGCUGCCGCUUGUGAAAAUGAGCAGCUAGUCAAAGUCAUUUCCCAAAUGCUCGCCACCUGCAAAUAA